AUGACCAAAUUAUAUUUUGCUCAUCUCAAAAAGGGGGAUUCAUCGUCUGGUGCUGACGAUCAUGUAUAUGAUGACGGAGAGGACAAUUCCAUAGAAGAAACAACAAAUCGCUCACUUAAUGAGGUAAGUACUAGUCAGUCUGAAGAGUCACACCCUAUUACUAAAAAUAGUUCACAAUCAGUUCCCCUACCCACGAAUACGAAAUCCUCAGGUACACAAGUAAAGAGACCAUGCAGCAGCUUUACUAAUGUGACAAAUAAAAAAGUGCUUCAACUGGUGGCUGAUCCAUUGACGAAGAACGAUAAUACGAAAGAUGAUAUGUGCACUGCAUUUGGUAAUCAUAUUGCAGCAGAAUUAAGUAAUAUGGCACCCGAAAUGCUACCUUACGUUAAAAAAAUUAUUAAAGAUGCCAUAUUUGAAGGCCAAAUGCGUUCCCUUAAUAAAACAGCUAUAAUAACUCAGCCGUUGUCAUAG
Molecule: messenger RNA, 474 nt
Organism: Psylliodes chrysocephalus
Lineage: Eukaryota; Metazoa; Arthropoda; Insecta; Coleoptera; Chrysomelidae
Source: the annotation of a GenBank genome assembly